AUGCCAUCCGCAACCAGCAAUGACGAGUGGGACCUCCCACGCGUGAAGGCCUCCAUCGGUUUCGAGGAUGAUUCCCAGAGCUUGGCAUCAGAUGACCAAGACACAGAAUUCUUUGACGUGAAAUUCUAUCCAUACGGGGACGUCACACACGAUCCAGUUUUUGCCGCAGUUAGCAAGAAGCAUGUCGUAAUAUAUCGACUCUCCAGCAAGAUUGUACCUCCUUACGAGCUUGUUCAGCUCUUUAGGGACGAUGAUAAAGAUGCAUUAAACUGUAGUUGCACUUGGACUAAGGACCCCGAAACCGAAGUACCGUAUCUAUGUGUAGCUGGUAGAGACGCCAAAAUCAAGGUCUACGAUGUUGUUCAAGGUAAACUAGUAAAGGUCCUCGUAGGCCAUGGAGGAGAAAUCAAUGACCUUGCCACAUGCCCAACAAAUUUCCUCUUGAUUGCAUCCGCAUCAGAAGAUACUACCGUUCGAGUAUGGAGUCUCGAUCCUGCGCACUCUAAGCAACCAUGUGUUUGCCUGCUUGCUGGCGAAGGUCACUCAUCAGGGCUGUUGACAGUAGCAUUUCACAAUAGUGGCCGUUAUGUUCUAUCCGCCGGGCAUGACAAUGUUAUCUGUCUGUGGACGCUCCCUGACUUGCCUCCUAAACCCAGUGGCAAAACCCCUUCGAAGCCAAUAGUAAUACAUUACCCUCAUUUCUUCACUUCGGAGGUGCACAGCGGCAUUGUAGACUGUGUGGCUUUUUUUGGUGACCUCAUUCUCUCACGAGCCUGUCACGAGGAUAUAAUUGUACUAUGGCGAAUUGAGGGAUUCUCAUCACACGACCCUCCCCCUGAAAUUUCCGAGGCGCCUACUACGAGUGAUACAGAACGCCUAACCCGCUCUGCCUUUUCCCCUGCGACAGCUUCAGCGUGUCCACCGCAGUAUACUCGCUUAUUAGAGUUUUGGACACCGCAUUGUGGUCACCAAUUCUACCUUCGCUUCAAGCUCUUCCACGACAAAGACAAGCAUCCGGUCCUAGCAUUUGGCAAUGCAAAGGCCAUGAUUUUCUUCUGGGAUCUAGCACGCCUGGGAAGUUAUCACGACUUCAUCAGUGAAGUUCGAGAUCCCACUCGCGAUAAGACUCAGCCAAUCCAACGUCCGGGGUGGUUAGCGCCCAUUCAGCAUAGACACAAGGGCGAUGCCGUUAGUAAGCUUAGGGAUGCCGCUAGCGACAGAGAGUCGGUCGCGUCAGGACGCACUGGUAGCGUAGACGUCGAAACGCACCUUGAUGUUAAUACAAACUAUUCUCAAGAGACGUUGGAGCAGUGGGAAUUAAAGUACGACAUGACACGUGUCGAGGAACCCAUCAGAGCACACUCGCAGAGCAACGUUACUGUUAAGGACUUCGUUGGACGCCAGGUUGCUUGGAGCACCGGCGGCGAGUGGUGUGUUGUUGUCGGUAGCAAGAAUCUGGCCAUCAUCCUGGAGCGAUGGCAUAAGAAAGACAGGACAGAAGAUAAAGAAAAGAAGCCGAGCCAAGAACGACCAAAUUAA
Daldinia childiae is the source of this 1539-nucleotide messenger RNA. RefSeq names its product Polycomb protein eed-A. The record is from RefSeq and is a predicted model, not a curated record. Lineage: Eukaryota; Fungi; Ascomycota; Sordariomycetes; Xylariales; Hypoxylaceae. The transcript has 9 exons. Gene Ontology annotation, molecular function: nucleosome binding; protein binding. Bases 1 to 1539 code for a protein of 512 amino acids. Gene Ontology annotation, biological process: negative regulation of transcription by RNA polymerase II. Gene Ontology annotation, cellular component: ESC/E(Z) complex.